Messenger RNA from Myripristis murdjan (pinecone soldierfish), 1286 nucleotides. RefSeq names its product chloride channel, nucleotide-sensitive, 1A (gene clns1a). The transcript has 8 exons. Gene Ontology annotation, biological process: mRNA cis splicing, via spliceosome; chloride transport; spliceosomal snRNP assembly. Bases 1 to 750 code for a protein of 249 amino acids. The record is from RefSeq and is a predicted model, not a curated record. NCBI's taxonomy places the organism in Eukaryota, Metazoa, Chordata, Actinopteri, Holocentriformes, Holocentridae. Gene Ontology annotation, cellular component: pICln-Sm protein complex; spliceosomal complex; plasma membrane.
AUGGUUUUGCUGAAAAGCGUCCCUCCACCCACCGAGGGGGUGAGGCAUGAGCAAGCGGAGACCACGGCGAUCAUGGACGGCAAAGGUUUGGGCUGCGGCACGCUGUACGUCGCGGAAACGCGUCUGUCCUGGUUUGAUGGGUCGGGGAUGGGUUUCUCCCUGGAGUAUCCCUCCAUCGGCCUGCAUGCCAUCUCCAGAGACCUGAGCGCCUAUCCACAGGAGCACCUGUAUGUCAUGGUCAACGCCAAGCUCAGCGAUGAAAAUGAGGCAGAAAUGGCAGAGAACGUCCAUGACGACGACGAGGACGCCAGCAGUGGUGGCGAGGACGACGACGACGAUGAGGAAGGAGUGAUCACAGAGAUUCGCUUUGUGCCGAGCGACAAGGCGGCACUGGAGUCCAUGUUCUCAGCGAUGUGUGAGUGCCAAGCGCUGCACCCCGACCCAGAGGACGACGACUCAGACAACGAUUUCGAAGGAGAGGAGUAUGAUGUGGAGGAGGCAGAAGCAGAGCACGGUCAGGGCGACGUCCCGACCUUCUACACCUACGAGGAGGGUCUGUCGGCGCUGACGCAGGAGGGCCAGGCCACCCUGGAGCGGCUGGAGGGCAUGCUGGCCCAGUCCGUCGCCCAGCAGUACCACAUGGCCGGGGUCCGGACCGACGAAAGCAACGCAGAAUUUGAAGACGGUAUGGAAGUUGACGCAGGGACAACAGUGGCCGGGCAGUUUGAAGAUGCAGACGUGGAUCACUGAUGGAUCUCCUCUCAGAACCAACCACAGCACCUGUGUUGCAUCAUGGGAUAGGACGAGAGGGCGGCAGCACUUCUCCAAGGCUUCCUGAACGCCUCGCAGCUCUUUACUUGUCCUCUCUUCCUGUUCCAGACGUAUCACAUCCUGUUUGAUCCCCGGCCCUCCGUGUAUCUGUUCAGUCCUCUCAGCAGUCUGCAGUCACCUCGGUUCAUUGAUGUUGUGUUUACAGAUCAGAAAUGGCGUUGUGCUGACGUUUUUCCUCUCGUGCGCUCCUAGUUUCUUGUUUUCAUUCUCUUGUCCUGGUUGUGUUAAAAAGUGUUGCACCAGACUGUUGAGAUGCAUCCCAGUAAACUGCUGCAGACUGUUGAGAUGCAGCCUGACUCGGCCACUUCCUACUUCCUGACUGUAAGCAGACAAAAAAAAGAGUCUUGAUGUUUUGUACCUAACGACCAGCUUGAUAUCUAAUAUUCCCUAAGAGGGACAACUGUUGUCUUUGUAUGAAAUUGUCAAUAAAUCCAUAGUUUUUGUAUGAAAAAAAA